This is a messenger RNA of Moneuplotes crassus, 1890 nucleotides long. The record is from the annotation of a GenBank genome assembly. NCBI's taxonomy places the organism in Eukaryota, Ciliophora, Spirotrichea, Euplotida, Euplotidae.
AUGUCUCAACCACUAUCCUCACCACAAAAACUUUUAAAACUCCUAAAGACUCGAACAAUGUCCUCAACAAAUACUUCACACAGCAACCAGCGUGCAAGCAAGCCUAUCACCACCAUCUACGUUGGAAACCUCAGCUACCAAGUUACCGAAGGAGACCUGACCGAGCACUUCAGUGCCUCUGGCACCAUCGAAUCCUGCCGAAUAGUCAAACAAAGAUUUGGCUUUGUCGAAUUCACCACUGAAAGAGCAGCUCGCAGAGCCAUCGACUCCUUUGAUGACUCAAGGUUCUUCGGCCGAAGAAUCAGAGUCGAAUGGUGCAAGACCAAGGGCAACAAGUGCUACAGAUGCGGAAGAGAAGGCCACUUUGCCCAAGACUGUAGAGAAGAAGCUCCCAGAAGAAGCUACAAAGGCAAGUGAUUUCUGUGUAAUGAGACAGGCCAUAAGAAGAAAGACUGCCCAACCAAGAGAAGAGAUACAGGCAGAAGGAAGAUCAAGAGAAGAAGAAGAUAUGAUAGUUAUAGCAGUAGCAGUGAGAGCAGCCUCAGCAGCAGAUCUGAAAGCAGGGAUUAUGACACCAGGAGGAGGAAGAGAGGUAGAGGAAGAAGCAGGGAUAAGAGAAGAAGUCACUAUGAGAGAAGCAGAAGUCGAUCUUAUAGAAGAAGAAGUCCAUCUUAUAGGAGAAGAAGUCCAACCGAUAGGAGGAAAAAAAGAAGAACUCCUGAGAAGAGAAGAAGUAGAUCUCCUUCAAAAGUGAUCUCGAAAGAAAUUCAAGAGAGACUCAGAAGCAGGUCUAAAUCUAAGGACAAAAAGUUCAGUGAAAUGAACAAAAGAGACAGCUUUACUCCUCCAAAAAGAGAUGACCCAAAAAUCAGUAGAAAAAUGUCAAAUUCUCCUCCAAAAAUGAAUGGCAAACUCGACAACAAAGCUUCACCUAAAAAGAAAAAGAAUCCUAGCAAUUGGGGAGAUUCUCAGUGGGACGAUAAAUUCGCUAAACCCGAGAAUGAAGAUCCAGUAAAACCAAAAGAACCAGAACAAAAAACAAGUAUGAACCCUCAACCUCCAGCAAAGGAACCAACUGAACUAAAAGUUGAUUCUAAAAAGCUUGAGUCAAAGCCGGAUAAGAAGCAGAAAUCCAGAGAAAGCAGGAGCAAAUCAAAAAGUCUAAGUUCAAGAAGUUCAAGAAGUUCAAGAAGUUCAAGAAGUUCCAGAGGUUCCAGGAGCUCCAGAAGCUCCAGAAGAACUGAUCGCAGAAAAGGUAGAGAAAAAAGGAUCAAUUCUAGAAGUAGUUCCAGUACUAUUUCUAGAAGAGACUCAAGAAGCUCAUCCCGAGGUAAACGAAGCAGAAGAGAUAGAUCCAAUAGGAAACAACGAAGCAAGGCACACUCCCGAUCAAGAGAUAGCAGAAGGAGGAGCAAAAAGAGCAAGAGAAGAAACAGAAGAAAGUCCAGAAGAUCUUAUAGCUCCUCCAGCAUGGAGUCCUCACCAAGAAGAGGAAGAAAAUCAAGCACAACCAGUUAUUCACUCUCUCCUCAGUUGAGAAAAAGAGACAGGAAAGAUGCGGAGAAACAUGAAGAAGAGAACCACCAUAGAAAAUCUCUGAAAGAUUCUAAUGAUUCAAAGGGCUCUUCAGCAUGUAAUCCAAGUGUAUCCCAAAGCAAGAAUCACACGAAAGGUAAAGACAUGAAUCCUUCACAGGAUACAGGCAAGCCUAGUCUAGCAUCAAGGAUUUACGGAGUAAAGAAAGAAGCCCACGAUCAGAGUCAAACAGCUGCUCACAUUAAGGAAGGGUAUCAAGAGUCCAGAAAAGUAGCAACAAAGGAUCUUAAAAGCCGUUCUAAGGCUUAAUCCUAACGUUUAGCAUUUUUCAGUCGGAAAAAAGAUUAAUUUAAU